GAAUGCCCACGUUUCAUCGCCGGCUCUUUCGCAUUGUGAACAGAAAACAUAAACAAAGUAACUCGAAAUAUAGAAGAGUAGUUUUGACAAGUGAUCUGAUUAAUAGCAUGAUUACCUUGUCGAAAAAAAUUCGCGAGGAAAAGGAGAAAAAGUCUCCUCAAAGAAGCAGCAACGUGUUAUCUGUUCGCGACGUUUUAUUAACAAAAGAGGUGCCGGAAAUGAUGGAAAAUUUGCCAGACACUUGCACAGUCUGUUUUAAGGAUCCAGAUGUCUUGAGCGUAUUUGAUCUUUCAGUAACUCCAGACGAAGGAUUUUGGUUGGGUGGUAAAUUUUGCUUUCACAUAAAUAUUCCUGAAGAAUACAACAUAAAGCCACCAAUGGCAAGCUGCAAAACUAAAAUAUGGCAUCCUAACAUCAACGAAGAAGGACAAAUAUGUUUAAGUUUAUUGAGAGAACACACAAUCGAUGGAUCAGGGUGGGCACCAACUAGAAAAUUGAAGGAUUUGAUAUGGGGAAUCAAUUCAUUGUUCACAGAUUUGCUUGACUUUGAUGAUGCAUUGAACACAAAAGCGGCAGAGCAACAUAAAAAUGAAAAGGAGGAAUUUGAGAAAAAAGUCCUUCUAUAUAUUGAUCUCUAUGCUAGAUAGCAGACAUUUUGACUAAACCCACCUUUCUUCACUCUGUACAAAAAAAUUUGUAUGAUAUUUGAAAUUUAAUGUAAAAAAGUUUACCGGCCUAUAAGAUACUCAAGUUUCAAAACAUAUUUAUUGUAAGUAGUUAGGGAAGAUCGAUUUAUGUUACUGCUUUAGUUGGACAUUAAUUUUAUGGACAAAAAUUUAAAUUUUUUUUAUUAUUUUCAUUCGGAAACUUUAAAUAAGUAAUAUGUUAAUAAAUAAUAAGAUUUUGUAAUAGUCAAA
Xenia sp. Carnegie-2017 is the source of this 917-nucleotide messenger RNA. Its product is annotated as NEDD8-conjugating enzyme UBE2F-like. The record is from RefSeq and is a predicted model, not a curated record. The transcript is spliced from 9 exons. Lineage: Eukaryota; Metazoa; Cnidaria; Anthozoa; Malacalcyonacea; Xeniidae. The coding region runs from base 3 to 647 and encodes 214 amino acids.